Pocillopora meandrina is the source of this 4048-nucleotide messenger RNA. The record is from the annotation of a GenBank genome assembly. NCBI's taxonomy places the organism in Eukaryota, Metazoa, Cnidaria, Anthozoa, Scleractinia, Pocilloporidae.
AUGCAGCCGGACUAUACCACUUCAAACCACUGGCCACCUCUCUCACAGAAUUGUUGGCUGUACCAGCCAACCGUCGCUGCUCCAUCUUACUUUUCCAUGGCAGAGUUUCAUCCGGAUACCGUGAUAGGUGCGGGUCGUUAUUCCGACCAGAUGGUUCUGAAUCCACCAGGAGAUAAGCCAGCGACUCGAACAAGCCAUCUCAGUUCAUACCGAAACUCAUCCACAAACUACCAAACACCAACCAGUUAUCUACCUUCCCCUGGGAAUACCUUCUACCCAGCUCGCGGUCCGAUACGCCAAGAUCUCCUAUCUUCCCCAGCAGACCCUUACCGAAUCCUCGAACGUGGAACAGAAAAUUCGCAAUACUCCUCCUUCAACUCGUUGCUGGAGCGGAACACCGACUUAGCAACUAACAAAGGUUAGCCACAUAUUAUUGCUACCUAUCCUCAUUGAAGAAAACGGUCGUGUAUAAUAUCUUUGAUGCUUUUUCUAAUGUUUUGUUUAUAAACCCAUUAUCUGGUACAAGUUUGCCCAUAAAAUGUAUUAUACCAGGCGAGAUUAGCAAAUGGAUUAAUUUAUAUCACCACACGUUGGGAAAAAUUGUGUUAUGAGACCAUCGCUACGGGAAUAAACAUAAUUCUAUCUAUGCAUAGUUGAGCUGAAAUCCCAGGGAAACAGUUUGUCGGAAACUUCACCAGUACUUCAAUAAAAAAUGAAUCUCUUUAUGAUCAUCAGACAUCUACUGAAAAAGCAAGUCGUUUACGUCUCAUCAAAAUCAUAAAUAACCAUUCAAAUCCAUUCAUUUCUUCUCUGGAUAAUAAAGUUCUAGGAACACAGGAAUUGUCCUCAAUUGUUAGUGACAACUCAUUAUGCCCUUAUAAUUGGUAUUGAAUCAGUAGGCGUCAUCUCUGAUCAGUGGUCCCGAACGUAGGAGAGCAAAUGAAAUCUUUACUCCUUUUCUGGGGGGUGUGGGAAUUUUUUCCUUGAAACUAUUUGGCAUAAAAUGUUUUCCAGAACAUAAAUUGUAAUUUUUUUCUCUUCUUUCCCUUUUAUUUUGUUUUUAACAAAACUGUUCAUUCUAACAUGGUGACGUGCACCAUCAAGUUGAGCUAUACGAACAGCCACAUAAAAAAUUUUAAACAGAGUGAAAAAGAUCACAAACCCGUUUUGAUAAACACGGGUUUUCCUAUUUCUCAUGACACGGUGCACAUUCGAAUGCGUUACAGGGGGAAAAUUCUCUCUCACAGCACCCUAGUGCCACGUAACUUUUUUUUUAUCGAGCUAAGUUGAAUUUUUCUAAGAAAUCAUUUAGGGGUUUUUGUGCCAACAAGACAAAAGAAUCAGUAAUUUCAAAAAGGCUUCUAGUAAUAUAAUGAAUAUGAAUCCCAUAAAAAUGCCAAACCUGUCGCUCAUUAAGUGGCAUUGUGGAAAUAUGCCCUUGAAAAAUUGAACCUAUACAAUAAAAAUUGUACAAUACUUGUGAAAAAUACUUCGUGGCUGGUAUGACGUGGCCUUUCGUCUCGGCAAAAAGACUCCUGAACUUUCGGAAUUUUCAAGAAAAUCGUUGAGCAUCGCGCUUUAAGUCCCCGGUUAACGAAUUCAAGAUGUUUGUAGUCCGCUAGCCCUCUAUCCAAGAGGGAUUUCCAACAACACAUUCACGAUUAACAAUUUAUACACAAAAAAAAAGUUGUCCAAUCUAUAGAAUUGUCAAAAAAGAUACUACGUGACUGGUAAAAAAUUGAAUAACUAUACUUUUAAUCACGAGGUAAACGUUUUAAAUCUAUAUUUUUCAAAAUCGUUGAAAGAAAAUGUCGACAAAUUUCCCCUUUCAGUUUGUUAUACAAAUUUUUCAUCGUUCGCCCAUUCUUUUUCAGCGACAAGAAGUCUUACAAAUUGUAGGUUUAUAACGAAACAUUUGAAUCGAUGACUUCUACAAUUCCCUUGGUUGUGUUUGAAAUACCAAAUUCAAUUCAAUACGUUCAUUUCUAAGGCGUUUUUGGAAAGAAAAAAAUUGAUAUCCGAUAAUUGUUUUUGUCAGUAUCCCCUCCAAGUAAACUCUUUACAUUUAGGUCUCGAAGAUAGAACACUAAAAAAGAAGUUUUCCAGUCUUACCACAGGAGGGUUAAAAUUGGAGAAAAAGGUUGGAAAAGUUUAAAAGAUUUUUGAUGUAAUCAAAUUUUAAAAUAUCAAAUACAAGAAAGUUUCGACCUUCAUCAUAAUCCUUUUAAUCCAGUAGCUAAUACCUACUAUUAUUUGACCACCCACAACUAAUUGCUAACAUCGCACCGUUUCAUGCGCUGCAGAAAUAGGAACACCGCUAACUUUCACCAACCCUUUAACUCUCAGAAAUGAUUGACGUGUAACUUUUCCCUAUGAUAUUCAGGCAUUAUUCAGCAAACAGGCUAUGAGAAUACUCAAACGUAUCAGGUAGAAGUUGUUACGAUGGCCUAACACCAACUUCUCGUAACUAAUCUGAAAGGAAAUGUGUAGCAUCUAGGAGGGAGAGUUAAGGAUAAGAUAUUGGGAGUUUAAUGGGUUAUAUACUCAAGGAACAUACCUGAGUGUGAGACUUGUUGUCUACAUUACAUUUUUUUGUAAUGAUAAAACAUGGAAAAAACGCAAUAAGAACUCAAAUUUAAAUUUUUUUAAUAAAUGGGCUUUGUGUCACCACUGAUUAAUUUUCCAGAGAAACGUUUGGUAAAAGUCUAUUGUUCUGUUCCGAACAACUGUCUUAAAACAAGAAAAAGAGAUUAGUUUAUCUGUUCAUGUUCUCUUGUUAAAAACCAUGUCAUCCAAGGAUGCACGUGAACAACAAUACUGAAAAAAAAAAAAAAAAAAAAAAAAAAAAAGAAAAUCCAGUCGUGCAUUUGAUAUUCAUUUCUGUAAUGAAAUAGGUUUUAAUUGAUUUUUAAAACUUUUAGACUCCUUUCUUACGGGUUCCCCUCGCUUGGAAGAGAGCUCUUCCCUUGCUCUUGACGACAAGGUGACCAGGCCACAAAGAGGUCGUACCGUCUUUUCUGCUCAUCAACUGCACGAGCUAGAGAAGGUUUUCAUCACUGAUCAGUACAUCUCUGGGCAACAAAGACGACGUCUUUCUGCUCUACUCGGCCUGACCGAGACACAAGUGCGAGUUUGGUUCCAGAAUCGGCGAAUCAAAUGGAGAAAGAACAGAUUGGAACGAAAGAUCAAAAUGUAACGAGUCCUUGUGGAUGGAAGUGUCUUAAAGAGUAAAGCUAAGGACUGGAUUAAGAGGAAUAGAUAGAAGAACAAAUAGACUGUCACACAUAGAUAUCAAAAUCGUUUAGACUUAAGGUGUGGAUUCAAUGUGUCUAACAGAGGUUUGUCAAAAAAGGAAACUUCCUUUAAAAGUAUAGAUAACAUUGUGGUUAAGAUUGUCGCUGUGUUGUUAUUGCUGUCAAUAAUCUUGCUUGCAUCUUAACAAGUUGAGCGACUUUUGUCCACGAUUACUGAGUAGACUCGAGGUUGGCCCAGUGACAUAAAUGCAGAAUUUUGGGGGUAGAUGUAUAGAAUCUUUAGGAAAUCACUGCGAUAUUUUGAAAGCUCGUUGAUAUUAGGAGCUCUUCCCGCCCUUCAUUCUUAUAACUUAAACGAGGACAUGAGCAAGAGUGUGAAUCUCGUUGUCUAGAACCUGAACAUUUUCACUGUCUCUAUUUCGACAGAGACACUUUUAAACACAGGAUGUCUCUAACAUAGUUACCAACCCCUAGGAAAAUGAAAGUAAAUUCUUAGUGUUUCGAAUAGUUAGUUUUCAGGUGUAAAUAUAUAUAAAAAGAAGUUUAAGAAGUUUUCCGAAACUUCUGGAGAGAUAAGUGUGUUUUAUUGCAGCUUACUUUUUGACUUGAUUGGUUUAUGAAUUGUUAUGUACUCAAAGGAAAUGACUGGUUGACUGCUGAUUGACAGACUUAAUGGUUGAGUGACAUAUUGAAAGAUUGAAAGAUCAAUCGGUAGUUAUAUUGAUUUAUUGACUGCUUGGAGUUUAAGCUAAAAUAAAAUAAAAUAAAAUUGCAUAAUUGAAGUAGAAACCUGG